AUGAAUAAAUAAGAAAUUGAUUAUAUUAACAAAUCUCAUGAAAAGUUCACUUAAUUUAUUUAAGUUCACUAAAUCUUAGAUGAUGAAAUAAGGAAAUUAGAAUUAAGAUAAUUAUAUAAUUAACCUAUUCAAUUAGAUAGUGAAGAUUAAAAAAAAGAAAUCAAAAAGAUGAUGGAUUAAUUUGAAAAGGAAAAAUAAGAUUUAGAAAAAUAAAUAAAGGAAUUAAAUCACAAAAAAUCAGGAUUAGUUCCUAUCUAUGAAACUAUUCAUGAUUAAAAAUUUCCCUGUGAUGUUUUUGGUAUUAUUGAAAUAUCUGAUGAUGAAUAAUAUUGA
This is a messenger RNA of Paramecium sonneborni, 333 nucleotides long. Lineage: Eukaryota; Ciliophora; Oligohymenophorea; Peniculida; Parameciidae. The record is from the annotation of a GenBank genome assembly.